AAAAUAAAAAGAAUUAAUAAUCUGCUUGUGCGAAAAUGGCACUGCAACAGAUUCUGAGAGCACCAAUUUCACGCUCUUUCGUCGCCUAUUUUUCGAGCAAGAUUCCCAUUUUCUCUGCAAGGAGGGUGGUCAAGAUCCCCGUAAAUCAGUCCCUGAGGAGUUUCGCUUCUUCGAGUUUCGACAAGAUUAAAGUACUAAGAAAGAAAAAGAGAUUGGAUGAAGUGUGUCUCGAAAGAUUUCAACAAUAUAGUCGAACAUUCAUACAGUCGUGGAUUACUCAGGGAAAAGUGUUUGUUGAUGGGAAAGUUGUGAACAAAUGCGGAACUCAGAUUCCCGAUAAAGCCGUUGUGGAGAUCAAGGCUGAAAUUCCGAAAUAUGUAUGUAGAGCAGGACACAAAUUAGAGGCUGCUUUAGAACAGCUAGAGAUCGAUGUUACUGGAAAAGUGGUUCUUGAUUCAGGACUGUCUACUGGUGGAUUCACUGAUUGCUUGCUUCAAUACGGUGCUUCGUUCGUCUAUGGUGUUGAUGUCGGUUAUGGACAGGUGGCUGAAAAAAUACGUACACAUGAUCGUGUAAGUGUGAUUGAGCGGACAAAUUUAAGAUAUUUAUCCGAGCUGCCACAGAAAGUCGAUCUAGCUACUCUAGACCUUUCAUUUAUUUCCAUACUAACAGUCAUGCCUGCAGUUAUCAGUUUGAUGAAGGACGAGGCUAUGUUAGUUACUCUCAUUAAACCUCAAUUCGAAGCUCACAGAAAACAAGUUGGAGGCGGCGGGAUUGUUAGAGAUCCCUUGGUCCAUCAAGAGGUUCUUGAAAAGAUAAUAAACGGCGUGCAAGAUUUCGGAUUCGAGUGCACAGGAUGGAUCGAGUCGCCUCUGAAGGGCGUUGAUGGAAAUAAAGAAUUUCUUGCUUCUUUCACCCGAAUAAUAGCAGCCACUAAAGAUGCUGCACAUAUUUCAGCUGCUAAAGCAGAUAUUGCUAAAUUGCAUAGGGGCAAUACAGACAUUCAACCAGUAGUAACAUAAUAACUGCUUUAUUCAUGCACCGAUAAAUAUUCAACAGAAUCUGUAGUAGCUACUGUAGCUAAUUGUAGGGGAUGGAAAUUGGAACGGGAAUUCCGAAAAUUGCUGAUUUCGACAUGUACUUUUUCGAUAUUGGAACGAUUUUUUAUUUUUUUUUUCA
This is a messenger RNA of Erythranthe guttata (spotted monkey flower), 1179 nucleotides long. Its product is annotated as bacterial hemolysin-like protein. Gene Ontology annotation, biological process: methylation. The record is from RefSeq and is a predicted model, not a curated record. NCBI's taxonomy places the organism in Eukaryota, Viridiplantae, Streptophyta, Magnoliopsida, Lamiales, Phrymaceae. Gene Ontology annotation, molecular function: methyltransferase activity; RNA binding.